Molecule: messenger RNA, 1071 nt
Organism: Gastrolobium bilobum
Lineage: Eukaryota; Viridiplantae; Streptophyta; Magnoliopsida; Fabales; Fabaceae
Product: AP2-like ethylene-responsive transcription factor At1g16060
Exons: 8
Coding region: 1-1071 (356 amino acids)
Biological process (GO): regulation of DNA-templated transcription
Molecular function (GO): DNA-binding transcription factor activity; DNA binding
Source: RefSeq, a predicted model, not a curated record
AUGGCGAAAAUAUCAGAGCAACAAGCUCAAAAAAACAAUGUAAGCAAUAACAAUAAUCUUAAUGCAACUAACACUGUCACCACCAAGGUGAAACGAACAAGGAAAAGUGUUCCUAGAGACUCCCCACCUCAACGCAGUUCAAUAUACAGAGGAGUCACGAGGCACAGGUGGACAGGUCGAUAUGAAGCUCAUUUGUGGGACAAGAAUUGCUGGAAUGAAUCACAGAACAAAAAAGGAAGACAAGUUUACCUUGGUGCUUAUGACAAUGAAGAGGCCGCAGCACAUACUUAUGAUCUAGCAGCACUGAAAUACUGGGGCCAAGAUACCAUUCUUAAUUUUCCGUUAUCAAACUACCAGAACGAACUGAAAGAAAUGGAUGGUCAUUCAAGGGAAGAGUAUAUUGGAUCGUUAAGAAGGAAAAGCAGUGGUUUUUCUCGGGGAGUUUCUAAAUACAGAGGUGUCGCAAGACAUCAUCAUAAUGGAAGGUGGGAGGCUCGGAUUGGCAAAGUUUUUGGAAAUAAAUAUCUUUAUCUCGGAACUUAUGCUACCCAAGAAGAAGCUGCCACGGCCUAUGACAUGGCAGCUAUUGAAUAUCGUGGACUUAAUGCUGUAACCAAUUUCGAUCUCAGCCGUUAUAUUAAGUGGCUUAAGCCUAACAACAACAACAAUAGCAACAUUAACAGUAACAAUCUUUUUGACGUUAACCCUAAUUGUAAUACCAACUUGACCCCAAACCCUAAUCAAGAACAGGAAUUUAGCUUCUUGCACAAUCAGGAACCACUCAAUAAUAAUAAUGGAGAAGAAGCCAUGUUGGUUCAGCCUCGGCCAGCUGGUGCCACAUCAGCCCUAGAACUUCUGCUUCAGUCAUCUAAGUUCAAGGAAAUGAUGGAGAUGACAUCUGUUGCCAAUAUGUCAACACCUCUGGAGUCUGAGUUGCUACAAUGCACAUUUCCUGAUGAAAUUCAGACGUACUUUGAGUGUGAAUAUUCCAAUAAAUUUGACGAGGGGGAUGAUGUCAUGUUCAACGAGCUCAAUUCCUUUGUGCCUAUGUUCCAUUGUGAUGAGAGUUGA